Molecule: messenger RNA, 1536 nt
Organism: Suillus clintonianus
Lineage: Eukaryota; Fungi; Basidiomycota; Agaricomycetes; Boletales; Suillaceae
Product: cytochrome P450
Exons: 13
Coding region: 1-1536 (511 amino acids)
Molecular function (GO): oxidoreductase activity, acting on paired donors, with incorporation or reduction of molecular oxygen; monooxygenase activity; heme binding
Source: RefSeq, a predicted model, not a curated record
AUGCUACAACUUGAACUACCUGACCUGCGCAUCUCUGACAACGUGCAGCUCGUCCUCAGUGCUGCGGCUUGUCUUGGUGUCGUAGGAGUAAUUUCUCGAGCUUACCUUCUCAAAUCAGAGAGAGAUCUUCCUCUCCCCCCUUCCCCUCCCACUUGGAGACUUGGGGGGCACUUACUACCGCAUCACCACCCAUCCCUCACUUUAGCGAGAUGGAUUGACGAGUACGGUCCUCUGAUCACCAUUCGGUCAAGAUUUGAGAAGAUCGUCAUUAUCGGCCGUUACAAAGCUGCCGUAGAUAUUAUGGAGAAUCAGGGGAAAUUCUUAGCCGACCGUCCUCGCCGGAUUGCUGCUGGAGAAAUAUUUAACGGCGGAGUGAAUAUAGCCUUUUCACCUGUUGGCGACAGGUUCCGUCGGAUGCGUAGAGCACUUCAUUCGCACCUCCAGCCCAAAGCAGCUGAGGCCUAUCAGCCCCUACAGAUGUCGCACGUGAAGAACACAGUUCUCGGCAUUCUCGAUGAUCCACGCAACUUCCAAAACCAUGUGACGACUUAUGCUGCGACAACAAUUAUGAAAGUUGCAUAUGGGAAGACUACGCCCACAUCUGCAAUUGAUCCCGAAGUCGUUGAAGUUCAUCGUCGCAUGCGGACAGCCACUGCAGUCAUGAAUCCCGAUGCUUACCUUGUGGACUCGAUUCCAUGGCUCAAAUAUCUUCCUUGGUAUGGGCGAGAGUUAAAAAAGGAAUUUGAGAGGUUCAAGAAACUCAAUAUUUCUCAACUGAACCUUGUGAAAGAGAAAAUGAGGGACGCGGAUGCUGGCCCUUCGUUCACGAAGCAUCUGUUGGAGAAUAGCCAUUUUUAUGGUUUGACAGAGACUGAGAUGGCCUUUCUUGGUGGUACCUUCUUUGUAGCUGGUACCAGCACGACUUCUGCGGCAGUAUGCACAAUACUCAUGGCAGCUGCAUGUUUCCCCGAGGAGCAAGCUAAAGUUCAGGCCGAGCUCGAUGCGGUCAUUGGGAGGCACCGAGCGCCGACCUUCGCCGACCAAAAAUCCCUUCCUCGCCUGCAAGCAUUCAUCUCUGAGGCUUUGAGAUGGAGACCAACCUUGCCUACCGGUGCAUUGGCUCACCGAACAACUCAUGACGAAAACUAUUGUAUUCCGGCUGGGACUACAGUAUACGGCAAUCAUUGGGCGAUCUCUCGAGAUCCAGACGUCUACCCGGAGCCUGACGCAUUCAAGCCUCAGCGCUGGAUUGACGACCAAGGUUGCCUGAGAGACGAUUUAAAAUUCUUCAUCUUUGGCUUUGGUCGGCGUGUUUGCCCCGGUCAACAUGUCGCGAACAGAUCAGUAUUCAUAAACUCGCUCCUUAUUUUAUGGGCCUUCCGACUCACUUUGGAUCCUACGAAACCGUUGAAUGACAUGGGAUUCAUGUUGGGGUCGCCGGUGUCAAAUGUCCCGCCGUGCGCAAUUGAGUUUGAGGCGAGGAUUCCGGAAUCAGAGCUCAGGCACAUGAUGGAGCAUUAUCCUGAAGCUGCAUGA